This is a messenger RNA of Zingiber officinale, 1028 nucleotides long. RefSeq names its product membrane-anchored ubiquitin-fold protein 4-like. The record is from RefSeq and is a predicted model, not a curated record. The coding region runs from base 236 to 595 and encodes 119 amino acids. Gene Ontology annotation, molecular function: protein binding. NCBI's taxonomy places the organism in Eukaryota, Viridiplantae, Streptophyta, Magnoliopsida, Zingiberales, Zingiberaceae. The transcript has 4 exons.
AAUUUAUUAUUUUGGAAAGUUGAAAUGAUUCCAUCGUCUUCUCCUGUUGUAUCUUUUCCUUUGCCUAAUCUUCGGAUCGAAUGCUUCAGUUGGAACCCUAACCCUAGCGAUCGAGCUCCUUGCCUCCUUGCGAGAUCUCUCUUACAAAGUCGGAUUUGUCCCCGUCCAUUUGCUUUGGCUCAACGGUCUCUCACUGUCCUUGCUCGAUUCCGCCGCGAAAGAUCGGAGAGAGUAAAUGCCGGAAGAAGAUCUGGUCGAGCUCAAGUUCCGGCUAUAUGAUGGGUCAGACAUCGGCCCUGUUCGCUACUCUUCUUCUUCGACUGUCGCCAUGCUCAAAGAAAGGAUAAUCUCCGAGUGGCCGCGAGACAAGAAAAUGGUACCAAAAGUUGCAAAUGAUGUCAAACUGAUAAAUGCUGGCAAAGUAUUAGAGAAUGGAACAACGAUUGGCCAGUGUCGAUCACCUUUUGGUGAGUUCUCAGAAGGAGUUAUUACGAUGCAUGUCAUUGUGCAACCUACAUUGACUAAAACAAAAACAGAAAAGAAGGUCGAAGAGUUGCCAAAGAUGACUUGCUCUUGCUCUUGCUCUAUAUUGUAGAGUGAUUGACUAGGCGAUUGUUCUCUCCGUCAGCGAGUGGGAUCUGCCAUGUUGUUUGAUGGCAGUAAGUGAAAAUCGGCUGACAUAUUGAGUUGUUUCAUUACCAGAGACGUCUUCCUGUUUGUGGUUUUACCGAAAUUCGUGUGCUGAGUUGGUGAUAUCCUUUGUUGAUAGUAUUGAAUCUGGUUCCUGGUAUGGGAAGAGAAUGCCUAGUAGCAGAGAAUACCUUCACUUAUGCACUACAAUUUUUUUAAACGUCUUGUAUAAUUAACAGUAAAGUUAUUGUCUUAUAAUUUAGAGGUCAUGAGUUUGAGUCAGAAAUAGUCUCACUCUUUUAGUCUGCAUAAUUUGUUUAUGUUAAUUGUAAAUUAAUAUGAUAAUAUUGAUGCUGUCUCAGUUGUACUGUCUAUCUAUCUAAAUAUCUAAAACAGAA